CAAUUCUCCAAUUCUCACCUUUCGAAUUCCGGAACAUCAGCAAUCUUGGGUUGGACCACACAACUUUAAUCUGUCGCCUCAACCGAUUUCUUCAGCAAGACCAAUAUUCUUGGCUUGGACUUCCAGUGCGGGCGAGGCACACAGAUCUAACAAAGAAAAGUAUCGCAACACUCCCGUUUCUGCAGCGCGGUUCUCCAAGCAGCGAUCCAUCUCCAUCAUCAGCUCGGAACGCCGGCGUCGGCUGCUUCUAAUAUGGCGAGCGAGAGUAAUGGGCCGCCUAGCAGAGCCCCUGUAGCGCAGGAUGGACCUAAGGGCGCACCAGCUGCUCCCAACCCGACCGGCAGCCCAGCCAACCCCGAAAAACUCACAGCGGCCCAGUUAAAAGCCAAAGCAAAAGCCGAGAAGGCUGCACGACGUGCACAAGUCAAGGAAGCCAGAGCAGCAACGGCAGCAGCACAGCCAAACCAAGAGAAGUGGGCCCCGUCUGUGGACACAAGGGGAGGCAAGGGCAAGGGGAAGCAAGAUGGACCUCAACUACAGAACCGGGGCGGCCACCGCCCGUCGGUCAGCGGACGGCGGCCGUCUGUUCCAGCAGCCGAUAAGGACGUCAGGAGUGGCAUUCCGGAUGGUUUUAGUCAUGUCCCGAUGGCGAGGCGGAUACCCACAUCUCAGGCGCACAAAGAUGUCCAUCCUGCUGUCCUCGCCGUCGGCCAGCAGAUGGCCACGUUUGCCCUUAAAGACAGCAUUUCUCGCCUCAAGGCAACUCUCUUCGCGUUUAGGAAGGUGAUCGAGUCGUACGAGACGCCUAAAGGGAACUCGCUCUCUCGGCACUUUGUCCCACAUGUCUUGAAUCCACAGAUCGAGUAUCUGACCGAAUGCCGGCCAAUGUGCUUCGCGAUGGGCAAUGCGAUCAGACUGCUCAAGGGGAGGGUCAAUAAGUUUAACAUUGACACGGCCGAGGACGAAGCUAAAGAGGGCCUCCUGGAAUGGAUCGAUUUCUUGAUCAACGAGCGGAUCACGCUCGCGGAGUAUGCCAUCGCUCGGAACGCCGCUCACUCGAUCAAUGAGGGCGAUACCAUCCUUACAUACGGCCAUCACAGGCUCGUCGAAAAGACGCUCCUCGAGGCGAAGCACAACGGCAAGUCGUUUGACGUCAUCAUUAUCGACGACCCGUACGAGCGGGGUGGCCAGAAGCUUGCGAAGACGCUGCGGCAUGCCGGUAUUCACGUGCUCUACUCGCCCAAUCUCGGCGGCCUGCGACCCAAGGUCGCGGCAGCCUCGAACGUGUUCCUCGGGGGGGAAGCCAUCUUUGCCAACGGGUCGCUUCACGCGCCGUCCGGGACGGCAGACGUAGCAAUGGCAGCCAUGAACGCGGGUGUCAAAGUGAUUGUUCUCUGCGAGACAAUCAACUUUGACCGGGAUCGCGUGUCGGUCGAUGCGCUCACCUACAACGAGAUCGACCCGGAGAGAAACACAGCGGAUUGCUUCCGGUUGUUGUACGACAACACCCAUGAUAAGUACAUUACCGGUGUCAUCACCGAAUUUGAGAGCGGUGGUGGCAAUUCGCCCGCCCAGGCGAUCCUUGCUCUCCUCAGGAAACAGGAGGAUCCUUUGAUUGCUUAGGGGUUGGGCGGUACAAGGAGGAGGGAGAGAGGCAGCAAGUGAAUUCCCGUUAGAGUAGGCACAAUACUACCCAGGAAACGAGCUGGCCUACGCCAGUUCAAGACCGAACUUAGACUUGAGGACUUGUCGGGGCCGCGCUGGGUUGCUUCUCCGGGCUCCGGAACCUGCCCAAAAGGGCGGUCCAG
Thermothielavioides terrestris NRRL 8126 is the source of this 1808-nucleotide messenger RNA. RefSeq lists its product as uncharacterized. The record is from RefSeq and is a predicted model, not a curated record. Bases 253 to 1623 code for a protein of 456 amino acids. NCBI's taxonomy places the organism in Eukaryota, Fungi, Ascomycota, Sordariomycetes, Sordariales, Chaetomiaceae. The transcript has 2 exons.